This is a messenger RNA of Scomber scombrus (Atlantic mackerel), 2463 nucleotides long. Its product is annotated as kin of IRRE-like protein 3. Gene Ontology annotation, biological process: cell-cell adhesion; synapse assembly. The transcript is spliced from 17 exons. Lineage: Eukaryota; Metazoa; Chordata; Actinopteri; Scombriformes; Scombridae. Gene Ontology annotation, cellular component: cell-cell junction. Bases 1 to 2463 code for a protein of 820 amino acids. The record is from RefSeq and is a predicted model, not a curated record. Gene Ontology annotation, molecular function: cell adhesion molecule binding.
AUGCAGAAGAGAAAGAAGAGCAUGAGAAGAGUAGAUAAAGAGGAGCGGGAGAUGGGCAGAGCUCAGGGAAUGGAUAGUGAGGUCUACUCUGCCAACAGAAAGAAGGCAGAGGCCCGCAAAACAGGUGGAGGGCCACCACCACCAACUCUGACAGAGGCUGAGGAGCUGGCCCUGAGCCAAAAUUGUGAAAGAUGGAGCUCUACUGUAUUCACCCAGCAACCUACAGACUUGUUGGUGGUUGCAGGCCAGCCAGUAACCCUGCCCUGUUCCAUCCCUGGCUACCAUGGCAUGGUGCUCUGGCUGCGUGACGGCAUGGCUUUGGGGGUUAACAGGGAUCUAUCAGGUUACCCACGAUAUGACAUCGUUGGAGACCACAGUAAAGGAGAGUAUCAUCUGUUGAUCCAGAGGACAGACAUACAAGACGACGCUUUCUUUGAGUGCCAGGCCAUUCAGGCAGCUAUCAGAUCACGACCCGCCCGUCUCACUGUGCUGGUUCCUCCUGAUGACCCAGUGAUAGUAGGAGCUCCAGUGGUGAAUUUACGGGCCGGUGACCACCUCAACCUCACAUGCCAUGCAGACAAUGCCAAACCUGCAGCAUCCGUCAUAUGGAUCCACAACGGUCUAGUCCUUAGUGGAACCAUGUACUCGAAGACCUUGUUGCGGGACGGUAAGAGGGAGAGCACAGUCAGCACGCUCUACCUGUCUCCCUCCAACAUUGUGUCAGGUCAGCAGAUCACCUGUCGAGCCUCAAACAAAGCAGCCCCCAACGGAAAAGAUGCAACUGUCACAAUCGACAUUCAGCACCUGCCCAUUGUUAACCUCACUGUGGAGCCACAGCCCGUCCUGGAGGGAAACCCGGUCAGAUUCCAUUGUGCUGCCAAAGCCAACCCACCUGUCAUCUACUACAGAUGGGCCAAAGGAGGCAAUGUGAUCCCAGACAUGUCAGGUGACACUUAUGACAUUCUUGUGGAUCACUCUUUCUUCACUGAACCUGUUUCCUGUGAGGUCACCAAUGCAUUGGGCAACACCAACAUCAGCAGGAACGUGGAUGUCUACUUUGGGCCAAGGAUGGCUGUAGAGCCUCAGUCUCUGCAGGUGGACCUAGGAUCUGAAGCUGUUUUCAACUGUGCUUGGACAGGCAACCCCUCUCUAACCAUUGUGUGGAUGAAACGUGGCUCAGGAGUGGUGCUUAGCAACAAGAACACGCUGACACUUAGAGCAGUAAAGCAGGAGGAUGCUGGGAAGUAUGUGUGCCGGGCUGUAGUCCCCAGAGUAGGUGCCGGGGAGAAGGAGAUGUCGCUCACUGUGAAUGGUCCUCCCACUAUCUCUAGCACCCAGACCCAGCAGGCCCUCUAUGGAGAGAAGGGUCAAAUCAAGUGCUUCAUCCGCAGUACCCCUCCUCCUGACCGCAUUGCCUGGUCCUGGAAAGAGACAGUUUUGGAGUCAGGGACGUCUGGACGGUACACUGUGGAGACGGUCAGCACAGAGGAGGGGGUGAUCUCCACACUGACCAUGAGUAACAUUGUCCCUGCUGAUUUCCAGACUAUCUACAACUGCACAGCAUGGAACAGCUUUGGCUCUGACACUGAGAUCAUACGCCUCAAAGAACAAGAGACUCUACGGGUGGCUAUCAUCAUCGGCGUGGCUGUCAGUGCCUUCCUUGCCCUCUCCAUCCUCCUGGGGACGUUAGGUGCUUUCUGCUGUACCAGAUUCCAUAGAAAGGAUGUCCACCUGGUCAUGUCAUCUCUGCCUGUGUCCCUUUCGUGCCAGAGAGACGUGAAAACAGAGAAUCUCAAAGGAGUGGUUUCAGCAAAAAAUGAUAUUCGAGUGGAGAUUGUCCACAAGGAUCACAAUGCAGCACGGGAGAGCGAGGAGCACACAAGCAUCAAACAGAUGAUGAUUGACCAUGGUGAGUUCCAGCAGGAGCCUGUGCUGAAGCAGCUAGAGGUGCUCCAGGAAGAGGAGAAAGAGUUUCAGCACAUAAAGGACCCCACUAACGGCUACUACAGUGUCAACACUUUCAAUGAGCACCAUGCCACCCCAACAAUGUCCCUGGCUCCCAGUCAGACUCCCGACAUAGUCCGAAGCCCACGCGCUGGAACUAUGACUAUUGGCAAGCAACGGGUGCCCACUGGCAUGUCCUUCACCAACAUCUACAACACCUUGGGUGCCUGUCCCAACCGCCUGUAUGACUACAGCCAGCGCUUCGUCCUGGGCAUGGGCAGCAGCUCCAUCGAACUAUGCGAACGUGAGUUUCAGCGGAGCUCACUCAGUGACUCCAGCUCCUUCAUCGACACGCAGUGUGACAGCAGCGUCAGCAGCUACAGCAAGCAGGACGGUUACAUGCAAUUCGACAAGGACAGCAAGACCUCAGCCUCAUCCUCCUCCCAUUACUCACAGUCCUCCUCCCAGAACUCAGACCUCACCAGGCCUCUUCAGAAACGCAUGCAGACCCACGUCUAA